CCAAUACCAACAUAACUUAAAUUUCACAAUCCAUUCUUUAUUCAAAUUUUCCAAACCCAAUUCUCACUUCUCAGCCCAACCCAAUUUUUUUUUUUGUGAAUCUAAUAUCCUUAUUUCCUAAACUUAAUUGCCCAAAUUCACAAUUUACAGCCCAAUUUACAUAUAACCCUAGUUGCCUAGCAGAAAGACAUUUUACAUUUUUACUUUCAGCUGAAUCAGCCCCUUUUUUUGCUUGCCGCUUCUUGCAAAUUCUGAAUUAGGGAUUUCCCACUCCUCUCUCGCCUCUCGGUCGACUUUUCUCUCGGACCUCUCCUCUAAUCCUCUGUCACACUCACACUCUUCACUCUCACUCAUGCUCAAACUCAACCCUCAUCUCCAGAUUCUCCACGGCCCACUCGAUACCCUUCAACUCUCAACCUCUCACGGACAGACGACUCACGGUGCCAUCACUACAGCCCUUGGCCCUUGCUACCCUGCAACUCACCGCUCACCUCUAGCUGAGCUCCAAGGCUGUUGCUGGGUCAGCUCAGCCAGCCUCUCACCGUGGCACCCUACCAUCAGCCCGUCAUUGCAAGUCAGCACCGCUCACCUCCAGCUCCUCCAAGGUUGGGUCGUCCUCUUUCUCUUUCUGUUGUCGCGUGGCUUCCUCCUCUGCAGCUCUGCCUCAGAUUCUUUUCAAACUCUCCAACUCUAGGUGUUCAAGGUCAUCAUAAGACCUUUAGAGGACCUAUUUUGCAUUACUCUUUAGUGGUUAAGAUCAAUAUGAUUGUAGUUGUUUAUAUCUUCAUUUUGCUUUUUGGUUGGAGUUUUGCAUUAAUGUAAAAUAUGUUUUGCAGGGGAAAAAAGGGUUCUCAACUCUGAACUUUGGCAUGCAUGUGUGGGACCUCUUGUUUCUCUACCUCCUGUUGGAAGUAGGGUUGUUUAUUUCCCACAGGGUCAUCGUGAACAGAUGGUAUGUGUAUCAACUUGUGCUUGCUACAUGAAGAAUGAAUUUUGAAUAUCUUU
This is a messenger RNA of Rubroshorea leprosula, 1005 nucleotides long. Lineage: Eukaryota; Viridiplantae; Streptophyta; Magnoliopsida; Malvales; Dipterocarpaceae. The record is from the annotation of a GenBank genome assembly.